CAUAGGGACUUUACGUUUUCACCACUUUCAUUUCUGGUGGCUGCCUUGGCCUAUUCAUUGUCAUGUCAAAACAGUUCGAACAAAGAACCAAAAUUUAAAUUUCCAAAUGGCCUGGUUGACUCUAUGAUGAUUUCUAAGAAACGCUCUUAUCACUGAAAGCUCCUUAUUUGCGGUCAGAAGAAUGUCAGGCAAGGACAAAGGAGCUAGAAAUGAUGACGAACACAGCGUUGAGACAUUGGCAGAAGUCUUUCGAUGUUUCAUAUGCAUGGAAAAGCUCCGUGAUGCUCAUUUGUGUCCUCAUUGCUCAAAACUCUGCUGUUAUGUUUGUAUCCGUCGAUGGCUGACAGAACAAAGAUCUCAGUGCCCUCAUUGUCGAGCUACUCUCCAUCUUCAUGAGCUGGUCAACUGCCGAUGGGUCGAGGAAGUUACUCAACAGCUAGAUACUUUGCAAGCGGCUGGUUUCACUACAACAAGGGGCGCUGACAAUGAGAGGGACAAGUGUGAAACUCAUCAAGAAAAACUAUCAGUGUUCUGUUGGACAUGUCGGUGCUGUAUUUGUCAUCAAUGUGCCCUUUGGGGUGGUACACACUCAGGACACAUGUUCAAGCCCUUGGAAGAAGUUUACGAACAGCACAUGAUGCAAAUAAAAGUUGAAGUGGCCAGACUUCGGCGGCGGUUGAUGGAACUGAUAAGUCUGGUUCAAGAAGUGGAACGUAAUGUUGAAUCUGUAAGAGCUGCCAAGGAUGAACGUGUACGAGAAAUUAGAAAUGCCGUUGAGCUAAUGAUUGCAAGGUUGGACUCUCAGCUUAAAGCCAAGUUGCUGACGUUAAUGGGGCAAAAGACCUCUCUGACACAGGAGACUGAACAACUAGAAGCCCUCCUUCUGGAAGUGGAGCACCAGUUGCAUAGCUGUACCCAAUCAGAGUUAAUAGCUAAAAGUCGAGAUAUGUCCAGAAUGAUACAUCAAGUCAGAAAGAAGCCAAUGGCUAGUUUUGUUACAGCUCCUGUACCAGCAGAUUUCCAGAGUGAAAUUGUGCCAGGUUAUGAUAGCAGCACGUUCACCCUGCAUAACUUCACUCAAAUGCAGCACCAAGCAGACCCUGUUUAUUCUGCUCCUCUUCAUGUCAAUGGGUUGUGCUGGCGCUUGAAAGUGUAUCCAGAUGGCAAUGGCAUUGUUAGAGGGAAUUAUCUGUCAGUUUUCUUGGAGCUGAGUGCUGGCCUGCCUGAAACUUCCAAAUACGAGUACAGAGUGGAAAUGAUUCAUCAAGGUUCAAGAGAUGCUAGCAAAAAUAUUGUUCGUGAAUUUGCUUCAGAUUUUGAAAUUGGUGAAUGUUGGGGCUACAACCGGUUUUUCCGUUUGGAUCUUCUCGCCAGUGAGGGUUACCUCAACACAGAAAAUGACUCUCUUAUAUUAAGGUUUCAAGUCCGACCACCAACAUUUUUCCAGCGCUGUAGGGAUCAACAAUGGUACAUUAACCAAAUGAUCACUGUCCAAAACCAGUAUGUAGCACAAAUAAAUGAGCUAAAAGAGCGUUUGAGUAUUGAAAUUAACCGCAAUAAUGCAUUGACUGCUGCUCGUGGUUCCUCAGAAGCCUCCCUCAGCAUUGCUGAGCCUACCAAUGCUGUUGUAGCGGGACUUCAAGCCACUCCUGCCAUUUCCGCCACUUCGCUCACCUCUAUAACAGGAAGUACCAAACAAAAUUCAAAAUCAGCUCAACCGCGGGAGGAAGGUUCAAACAAUCAGCCAGCUGACCCUAGUUGUACUGGAGCUGCAUGUGUUUCUUCCUCUUCCUGUGGACCUGGAAGAACACCUGUCAAAAGCAGCUCUAUCAUAGCAGCUCUUACUCUAGCUGACACUGAAAUACCAGAGUUUCCUCAAAGAAAAGAACAUUUAAAGCUGGCCAGUGGAAAAUCUUCUGAAGGUAUCAGAACAAUGCCAGCCCAGCAGGUGGAGGCCCUUGGAGGAAAAGCUUCAUCCGCAUCACUGUCAUCCUCUACUUCAAAUGUAGCUGUCAGUGCAGUAAACAGCCCUGAAAGUAGUGAUACUGAGGAAAACAGUGAUGGCGAUGAUGUGGUUCAAGUGGAAACAUCACAAUGCACAGCAGAAGAUAAUUCCAAUGAUGAGAAUGAUGUUGAUGAUGAAACUAUGUCUGGUGACAAUGAUGUUGAGUUUUCAAUGGCUCAAAGAUUAUUUUAUCGGGACCGUGACGCAGAUCAAUCCUUUGGAGGAAGAGCAACAACUGACAGCCUGGAAGAUGAGAUAAUGUUGUUGCAUCUGUUUGAGAUGCAGGAUAGAAAUAACUCAACAAACCCUUUGCCAGAAAAUGCAGCAUGGACUCCAAGAGUGUACAAACCACCAAUUGGAUGCCCACAACUAAUGCCUACAAGUGAUGUUGUCAAUACCUUGAACUUGGGUCUCUUAGAUUAUGCUGCUGUCUUUUCAUCCCCAUCAAGGUGUGCCACUAGACCUAACAAUGGUGGUGAACCUAUGUCAUCAAGUGUAUCUCCAACUGCCAUGCGGAGUGACUCCAGUAUUAUUUCAAACCUGCCAACGGGAGCUGCAAGCAAUGCAACCAAUAUUCCACCUUGUAGAGCUGUGAUCAACUCGUCCAAUGCGCUGUCUGGUAACUCAGCCAGUGGUCCAGCUAGUCUUGCUAGCAUGUACAACUCCCCUAGUCAAGCAGGCGCAUCUCUACCACGAGUGGAUUCAGGGGAUAACCGUCCCACAUCUGAUGCCCAUUUGACUCCUCCCAAAGUCAUGCUGGGAAGUUCUCGGUCCCUCUUAAGGCCUCUUCGCCACAACCACACUUCAAGGCGUGGAGCUCGUGGAGGAUCAACUCACUCACCUGUGACCUCACCAAGUCACAGCCACUCAGGCAUUGAGUGGACUGAAGAUGAGGCAUUUGAUCUGCUGUUAGACUCCUUGCGGCUUCCUUGUGUGAAAUUGAGGGAACUGUCAGAGGCGCGGGAUCAAAGCCCCUCCCCACCACGUCAGUCAACUCGACAGCCUCACAACCUUCCCUUUUCAUGGAUGCCUUCAUCACUUCCCCUCUACUCAAAUCUCAAGCAAGCUCAGAGAGAUGUGAGUCUUCCUCAGGAAGGUGACAAGGAUACAUCAGAUCAGCCAGAAAAGGAUGAAAGUUCCCCUGAUGAUAGGCCACCCAGUGCAUCACCUUAAUUCUUCUUGUUUUAAAAACAAAUAUCAACUACUGCCAAUAGACUAAUCUUUUUUAUGUUUUUGUUUUGAACCUAUUUAAGAGACUGCUUCAUGUUGUUUAUUUAAUAAUUGCUCACAGCUAAAAAUCCAUUCCUGUUUAAGAACCUAAGUACUCCCAUUCAAUAAUUACUUACGUGUGGCUUCAUUAUUUUAAUGAUGAAACAGUUAAGACAAUAUCAUUCAUUAAUUUUUUCAAUGUAAUUUAUUUCUGUCAGUCUAAUUCUAGAGGGUAUGUUUUAGUUUGAUAUUCUAAUGAAAAUGGGUGAAUACUGGUUUCUCAAGUGUUCUGUGGUUCUGUUUAGACUUAUUGAUUCUUGUAUCUUGUGAUAUAUUCUUUUUUUGUGGUGAAUGUGUGAUUCAAAAAUUUAGGUUCUCUUCCUGUGAUUAUCUAUGUGCGUCUUUUUGCAGUACUUUGGUUAAGAUGAGCAAUUUUGUUUAAAUGAUUUAUGUUUAACGUAGUUAAAAUGUAUUUGUUGCCCAAAUUUUGUUACUACAAGUGUAAUUUGACUUUUUGAAAAAAAAAAAUUAUUAUUAUCAUUAUGA
Thrips palmi is the source of this 3760-nucleotide messenger RNA. RefSeq names its product E3 ubiquitin-protein ligase TRIM37-like. The record is from RefSeq and is a predicted model, not a curated record. Gene Ontology annotation, molecular function: tumor necrosis factor receptor binding; ubiquitin protein ligase binding; ubiquitin protein ligase activity. The transcript is spliced from 19 exons. Bases 182 to 3178 code for a protein of 998 amino acids. NCBI's taxonomy places the organism in Eukaryota, Metazoa, Arthropoda, Insecta, Thysanoptera, Thripidae. Gene Ontology annotation, cellular component: aggresome; peroxisome. Gene Ontology annotation, biological process: negative regulation of centriole replication; protein autoubiquitination.